Molecule: messenger RNA, 948 nt
Organism: Aegilops tauschii subsp. strangulata
Lineage: Eukaryota; Viridiplantae; Streptophyta; Magnoliopsida; Poales; Poaceae
Source: RefSeq, a predicted model, not a curated record
GAGAAAAAGAGAAGCGACCGGGCAUCUCCCCUUUGACCCUUGUCCCCUCUUGCCGUUGCCGGCUCCUCUCCUCUCCCCGCGCCUCGUCCGCCUCCUCUCCUCCCUCUCUCUCGUCUCCUCACCCGCACCGCCAGCCCCUUCUCUCUGCUUGCCCCAGCCGUCUCUCUCCUCCCGCGCGCCGUCAGCCCCGGAUCUGGAGGAAGAGGAGAGAUGCGGGAUUUGGAGGAAGAGGAGAGAUGUGGGAUCUGGAGGAGGAAGAGGAGAUCCGGGCGUCCCGGCGGUGGCUCGACCGAUGCAAGGUGACCUCCUCAUCUCCGACGCGGCCUCUAACCACAUUCUCGACGACGACGCGCUACUCAUCCCCGCCGGCUCCGAUCUCGUUAUCAAGCGCGUGCCCAUCAAGUUCGUGGACGGCCGCGGGGACGCAUCGGCUCCUUGUCAGGACAAAGCUGAGGAGCAGCAUGGCUGUGGGCGCAGUGACCGAGGCGAUGGCAUUGCGUCAUUUCUGCCUCCAUUUCAUAAUUUUGAUGAUCUAGAUAAGGCUGUUUGUCCUGGUUUGGAGGCAAAUGGUAAAAGUCAGACCUGUUUUCAUCACUGGUGGUUGCGAAUCUCAGGCUUUGCAUGUCCGUCUAUGACAUCCUUGCCGUCGAAGGCAGAUUCAUCUUUCCAGGAUAGGGCUGCUCGACGUAUAAAGCUCUACAGGAUUUGAUGAUGGAUGUGUGAAUGUGAGCAAUCAGGAUAUAGAUUUCUUCCAACAACAAGACAUGCAUUCAGGAAUAUGUUGCGUCUUAGCUUUGCAGCUUCACAUUGUAGGAUUAAUAUUUGGCACCUGACAUGAGAUUGAGAAAUACCAUGCUUUAAUUAAUUAUUAGUACAUACCUUGUGCAGGGCACAUAAAAUAUAUCUGAUAUCGCAUUUUUAUGAAUAUUUUUAUCUUUUCUAUCCUAA